Molecule: messenger RNA, 1654 nt
Organism: Sarcophilus harrisii (Tasmanian devil)
Lineage: Eukaryota; Metazoa; Chordata; Mammalia; Dasyuromorphia; Dasyuridae
Gene: RHOJ
Product: ras homolog family member J
Exons: 5
Coding region: 497-1141 (214 amino acids)
Biological process (GO): small GTPase-mediated signal transduction
Molecular function (GO): GTPase activity; GTP binding
Source: RefSeq, a predicted model, not a curated record
ACUCAUCCUAAUAUGGAAUGCAGCAGGAAACCCAUGAUUUCCUGACACUUAGCAAGCUGGAGAAAGAAAGGAAAAACUCCACUUUAAAAAAAUCCCGGCUUUCCUCCAUGUUAGAUGUGAAAUGGAAAAUGGGAAGGAUUUAGAAGAAAUCCCUGGUGUCUCCAGCCAAGUUGGAGAAAGGGAGGAAAGAGGGAAAGCUUCAGGCUACUAUCUUUCAAGAUCACAGUAAACUCCCAGAUCUCUAGGAAAAUGAGAGAGUCUUAAUUCAAACGGACAGGGGAAAAACAAGUUAUUUUAUUUUUCUUUCAAAGUGGACAUUCUCUUUCUUAACCAGCAUGGUAAAGUGAGAGGGCAAAGAGCAGCAACCUGGAAAAUGUCAAAUCUCAGCCAAGAGUACCCAGCUAAGUGAGGGUAAACACGGAACUUGGGCGCUCAUUCGGCUUUUCUUCAUGCGCUCCUACAAGAACUUGGAGAAAAAGGAAUAGUCCCAGUAAGAAUGAACUGCAAAGAGGACCGAGAGCACAGUGGCUGCCCCAGCGAGGACGUAAAGAAACCACUAAAGUGUGUAGUGGUGGGAGAUGGUGCAGUGGGGAAAACCUGCUUACUGAUGAGUUACGCCAAUGACGCCUUCCCAGAGGAGUACGUUCCUACUGUGUUUGACCACUAUGCAGUUACUGUGACAGUGGGAGGCAAGCAGCACUUACUUGGACUGUAUGACACAGCAGGACAGGAGGACUACAACCAACUGAGACCACUCUCCUACCCCAAUACCGAUGUAUUUCUCAUCUGUUUUUCUGUUGUAAAUCCUGCCUCUUAUCACAAUGUCCAGGAAGAAUGGGUACCAGAACUGAAAGGCUGUAUGCCUCAUGUCCCUUUUGUCCUCAUAGGAACACAGAUUGAUCUUCGGGACGACCCCAAAACAUUGGCUAGGCUGUUCUACAUGAAAGAGAAACCCCUCACUUAUGAGCAUGGAGUGAAGCUUGCCAAGGCGAUUGGAGCACAGUGCUACUUGGAAUGCUCAGCCCUGACGCAAAAAGGCCUUAAAACAGUCUUUGAUGAAGCAAUACUCGCCAUUUUUCAUCCCAAAAAGAAGAAACAGCAUUGUUCUAGGUGUUGCCACAGCUGCUGCACCAUUGCAUGAGAUUAUUUGAGAUACUGUUCCAAGAGUGCAUAGGAGUGAGGAUGCCAGUCCAUCCUGGGGACUCCCAUUGGGGGCCCCCUAGAGGAAGUACAUGACCAGAGGAGGAAUUCACUUCAAACCAAGAUCUUCCUCCAAUCUGUGAGACUUCACAUUUGUCAAACCAAAUAUUCUUUUCUUCCUCAAGUCCCAUACUCUUAAAAAAAAAAUGCACUGAGCCAAUAUUAGUUAGAACAACUGUUGCUGAUAAUGAAAACAAAAUCAAAAGCAAUCAAACCUUAGAGACAAAUUCAGUUACAGUUUGGCAGCUUUAAUAUAUGUCUUUAACAAUAUACACAAAUCCAAUACAAAGUAAUCAAUAUUUUUUUCCCUUGAACUACAGUUCUAUCCACAUUUAUCUAACACAGAUAUGCAAUGUUUCAAGAAACUUAUUCUAUCCUGAUUUAUCCUGCUAAAUUAGCCUAUGCUGUGUCUGUUCACUAACAUUUUAUAUUUCAGUGUUCACACCAAAGACUU